Acanthopagrus latus (yellowfin seabream) is the source of this 3694-nucleotide messenger RNA. RefSeq names its product phosphatase and actin regulator 1 (gene phactr1). Gene Ontology annotation, molecular function: actin binding. The coding region runs from base 473 to 2305 and encodes 610 amino acids. The record is from RefSeq and is a predicted model, not a curated record. The transcript is spliced from 13 exons. Gene Ontology annotation, biological process: cell motility; stress fiber assembly. Lineage: Eukaryota; Metazoa; Chordata; Actinopteri; Spariformes; Sparidae.
AAUUUAAAAUAAGCUGGUAAAUGUCACACCAAAUGACUUCCUUAAAGGACUUAUAGCUGGCUUAUUUCAUUUCCACGCUUCACAGAAAAGCAUGGCUACAUCGAGUCCUCAGGAGUACCUGGUGUUUUUUUUCUUUUAAUCUAAAGAAAGUUCCAGUGUAUUGGAGAUUAUUCUAUUUUAAUGAUUUAUGAUGUCUUAAGAAAGAUAGUAUUGCUAUUGCCCUGACGAUUAAAUGUCUAUUCUGGAGAUGGCAACAUAGAUUAUAAUUAGAAAAAAAAAAAUGGUUUGUUUGCAGUUACUGUAGAUCCGCUCGAGCAUAAAGCUUUUAUUUUGUAAGAUGUGGCCGGAAGUAUGUCUGUCAAUAUGUCAGGCUUGUCAGUAGUGGACAGCGCUACAAACAGUUGAUCCCCCCCUUCACCAGAGCAGAGGGCGAGAGGGUCCAGCCCCGCAGACCAGACCCAGCAGCUCAAACAUGGCGGGCUUUGGAGGCGACGUGAUGUGUUCAUGGUCCGGAUCCGGAUCUGCCACCGACUGCCCCUCUGUAGCGGCUGCCGUGCCCGGGGAGCAGAAACCGAGAAAGAGGAGGAGAGCCUUCUGUCUGACCAGGAUGAAGCCCCGCAACAGCUCCGGCGCACAGGAGCAACACCAGCCCGCCGCGAACAACAACAACAACAUGCCGUUCAUCAUCCACUGCCAGAUCGGCAAGGAGAUCAAACACAUCUGCAGCAACUGCCGGGGAGCCGAGCCGCUGGACGCUGAGGAAGUGGAGAGGUUGGCAGCGAUGCGCUCUGAUUCGCUGGUUCCGGGCACACACACGCCUCCCAUCCGGCGGCGGAGCAAGUUUGCCACGCUGGGACGUCUGUUUAAACCCUGGAAAUGGAGGAAGAAGAAGAGUGAGAAGUUCAAGCAAACCUCUGCUGUGUUGGAGAGGAAAAUGUCCACUCGCCAGAGCAGAGAGGAGCUCAUCAAGAAAGGAGUCCUGAAGGAGGUUUAUGAGAAAGACGGCUCUUGCCCGGCUGUGCGAGAGGAGGUGAAGAUGGAGAACGGGCGUUCUCCGGUGCUCGGCUCUAGCCAGUCAGAGUGUGAAGGUACUGAGCUGAUGGAGGGAGCAGCUGCAGCUGUAGGCUCGCUGGACUUUCAUAUGCCAAGUGAGGGUGCAUGUCAUCAGGACCACACCCCAAAAUCCAUCCAGGCUCCGCCCAAGAAGAAGUCCAGUGCAUAUCCGGCUGAAAGCACAGAAUCAACGCUCUCCAGACCUCCUAUGCUACACAAACAACCUCCUGCGCUGCCACCCAAACCCUUCAACAGGCUACCUAACCACAUUACAGAUGGCGCCCCGGUGAAGCUGCCGUGCAUGUCAGUCAAAUUAUCUCCUCCUCUACCUCCAAAGAAGCUCUUGAUCUCCGUACCUGCAGGGAGCAUGGAGCCUCCUUCGCUCGCCUUCCAGAAGUGCCCCGCCCCUCCCAGCCAUGCUCCAAUGGGCGGGCACUCCCUGCAGUACGGGACUCUACCUGUCGCCCUCCACCCACCCAGCCGAAUCAUAGAGGAGCUCAACAAGACUCUGGCCCUCACCAUGCAGAGGUUUGAGAGCUCCAUGAUGCACGCCGUUCCCACAGUGAUGAUCGAGUGCAACGACGACAAAGAGAAUCUCCCCAAUGAGGCGGACUACGAGGACCUGCCCGGUAUGUACAAGGACGAGGAAGAGGAGGAGGAGGAGGAAGAUGACGACGAAGAAGACGACGACGACGACGAAGAGGAAGAGGAUGAUGAAGAAGAAGAUGAGGAUUUGUUUACAAGUACACUGGCCAUGAAGGUUUUGAGAAAGGACUCUCUGGCCAUCAAGCUGAGUAACCGUCCAUCCAAGAGAGAGCUGGAGGAGAAAAACAUCCUGCCGCUGCAGUCCGACCAGGAGAGACUCGAGUCUCGACAACAAACAGCCACCAAACUGACGAGGCGUUUGAGUCAGCGGCCGACAGCAGAGGAGCUGGAACAGAGAAACAUUCUCAAACCUCGAAAUGAUCUGGAGGAGCAGGAGGAGAAGAGGGAGAUCAAGAGACAUUUGUCCAGAAAGCUCAGCCAGAGGCCAACAGUUGAGGAGCUGAGGGAGGCGAAGAUCCUCAUCCGCUUCAGUGACUAUGUGGAGGUCGCCGAGGCUCAGGACUACGACAGGAGAGCAGACAAGCCAUGGACUAGGCUCACUGCUGCUGACAAGGCUGCCAUCAGGAAGGAGCUAAACGAGUUUAAAAGCACAGAGAUGGAGGUGCACGAGUCAAGUCGUCAUUUUACCAGGUUUCAUCGGCCAUAAAAUGACUGAGUCAGACCUUGGACACGCUUUUAUACUCCCACAACGAGCCUCAAGUGUUCAGACUGCUACUUGCUGCCCUCGUACUGCUAACUGUUCCUUUUCCAGCGUCGACUUCAAACUGACAGACUGGACACAAACACAACCUGUGAGCUGCGGCCUUCACAGGAAGCAGGAGCAAACACUUCUAGAUGGAUCAAACUGGCAUCUCCACUCAGUGGCGAUUUUAAGGACUUCUUGAUAUUCAAAAGCUUUUCUUUGUCAUUUUUUUAUGAUGAAGAGGUGGUGAUUUGCUUACUUUGCAGCACUUUUGCUUUUGGACGUCAAACACAGUAUCUGUGCCAAUUUUCAAGGAUAAGAAUGGUAGGAGGUGAAGAUGGGACUUUUCUUUUUUUACGCAGGGAUUGAUUUCUUGCCUUUCACCAUGUUCUCACUCUCCUUUCUCAACUGGACUCCUUUCCUUGAGGGUGCACUUGUCAGGACACCGUUUUUAUUCUACAGAUGACAUCUCAGUUAGCGUUUAUCUAAUUUUUCCGGAGGAAUUGAAAUAUUUACAACAUCUUACGUUGUUGUAGGCAGCUGAAUCGUAAGCCAAAAUGUUGCAAAAUCUUAAUCAAAAAUCCCCAAAUUUUCUCUGCAAGCCAGUAACAGUAAACAAUGAAGGUCGCCUAACACACACAUCAAUCAACUGAGCAAUAAUUUCAGAUUUUUUUCCUCAUCUGUUUAUGGGCUGCAUUCAACACCUUUCAGACUUCAGAUCCCCAUUUUAAACCAAAGCAACUUGACUUGCUGUGGAAGUCGCAAUCUUGAAUGCAUCCUAGAGUGAUUGCUGUCCAGAGUUCAGUAACGCGCUGUGUCACUGUGCCUACAGGAUUGUUUACAGGGAUUUAAAGUUGCCAAAUUUACUCAUCUCAUUUGAUACAGAAUCGUAUCUGUAGACACAGUCAAAUGUUGCCGAACUCUCUGCUCAACUACAACAAAGUAGACUUUGUUUUUUAAUAUUUCAUAUUUUAUUGUCUCAGAUGAAUCUUAAACGGUACAAAGUCAGAAACCCUGCCACCUUGUGUUUUCUUCUUUAUUGUUUACAGUUCAUGAAUUUCAGUUUUGACUGUAUCAUUGGGAGAACUGUUGUGUGUGUGUGUGUUAUGACUGUUUUGAGUGAAUGUGUGUGUAUGCCUACAUACAAGCAUCAGUAACAUUACUGUCUCUUGUAUGUUUAAAAGUGUUUUGGGAGAAAAUAUUCUGAGAAUUAUAAGACUUGUACAGAUCAAAGAAAGUUUUCAAAUGUUUUUUGUAAAGCAGAAAAACUGCAUGUGAGUAUUAAUUUAUUGUGAGUCUUCUAUGAUGUAUGCAGUUUCUUAAAGAAAGAAACUUAUUAAAAAAUAAGUUAAA